AUGACAGAAAACUACAAUAACGUCACCGCAUGGAAUGGCUAUGAAUACAUCGACUAUGACUAUCACAGAAAAUUAUAUUUCAUAAUGCAUGUGGUAACAUGGGUCAUCAUUAGUAUCGGCCUUCCUCUGACGCUCAUGGUCAUCUAUGCUCUUUGCUUUCUGGUAAGAAAGGAUCAUGUGGCUCCAAUCUACGUCAUCAACCUUCUCAUUACUGACGUCAUUCAGUUCUGCUGCCUGCUCAUUCAGGAGAUAAAACAGAAUGAUGACAUCGUACGUUAUAUUUACCGCAGUAGCCUAGUGACCAGUAUUUGCUUCAUGGUGUGUGUCUCACUGGAAAGAUAUUUGGUCAUCGCCCACCCACUGUGGUACCGCUUCAAACGAACCAUCAAGAUCUCUGUCAUGCUGCUGUUCCUGCCCUGGAUCAUUUACCUUCUUCUCAAGUACAUGAACAUAUUAGACCGAACUGUGUUUGGCUUAUCUGUUAUGUUUAUUAAGCUGAGUCCUCUUGCAGACUUAAUUUUGUACGUUUUCUUGAGAAAAGAGUCCAUUGGCAAGCUGUGUACCACUGUGAACUGGUGCAGAGUUGCCAACGCUGACACCAACAUAUAGACAGUAUGAAUGUGGACAACAUUUUUAAAAUUGAGCUCCAUGGAGGAAGAGACGAUGAGGAGAAAACAGACCAACAUGUUCUGU
This is a messenger RNA of Labrus bergylta (ballan wrasse), 693 nucleotides long. Its product is annotated as G-protein coupled receptor 4-like. Gene Ontology annotation, molecular function: G protein-coupled receptor activity. Gene Ontology annotation, cellular component: plasma membrane. Lineage: Eukaryota; Metazoa; Chordata; Actinopteri; Labriformes; Labridae. Gene Ontology annotation, biological process: positive regulation of Rho protein signal transduction; phospholipase C-activating G protein-coupled receptor signaling pathway. The record is from RefSeq and is a predicted model, not a curated record.